CAGACUGGGUACACUUUCCCUAAAGUUUGCCCCAGAGUGCCCAUUUAGAGGGCGUAUCUCCGGGUAAGCGGAGGUACUCAGGAGAGAGGAAGUGCCCUCAAGUGAGAGGAAGUACCCACAGGUGAGAGGCAGUGUUCUCGGGUGAGAGUGAGUGCCCCAGAAAGGAAGGAGUGUAGACCAGGAGGGAGGAAGUACCUCCAGGAAGGAAGGAGUGCUCGUUAGGAGGGAGAUGUUGUCUAUACAGGAGCUGCGUGAGUCACUGAGACUGGCGGAGCAUCUAGCACAUCUCUCCCUCACCUCAGGGGGAGACAGAGAUGAUGUCUCCCAUCCCCAGAGGGGAGGGGAGACUCCCAAGCCUUACGUCCCCCCUAAGCAACUGCUGCUCUACCUUGUCAGGAUGGGAAGCUUCACGUCUAAGCCUCAGGUGGAGAGUGAAGAGGAUGAGGAUGAAUGUGUCAGUAUACCCGAGGUGGCGAUGGAUCGCCAGGCGCUGCUCCGCUGGGUCCGCGCCCCCCUCGCCCACCUGCCCCCUCUCCUGCCCCACGCCUACCGCCCACGGCCCCCCGCCCUCACGCCCACGAAGUCCUCGCCAGCUUCUACACCCACGAGGAAGGUGCCUGGAAGCUUCAGGGUGAUGCAGUGGAAUAUCCUAGCACAAGCACUGGGAACACAUGCUGACAACUUUGUGAAGUGUCCCCCAGCAGCCCUCCAGUGGAACACUCGCAAGUACCGCAUUCUUGAAGAGAUCAUCACCCACCAGCCACACGUCGUCUGUCUUCAGGAGGUAGACCACUACAAAGUGUUGGAGCAAGUGUUGGCUAAACUGGGAUACCAAGGUGUGUUCAUGCCCAAGCCAGACUCUCCAUGCCUCUACCUACCUAACAACAGUGGCCCAGAUGGCUGUGCCAUCUUCUGGGAUAACACCAAGUUCAAACUUGUGUCCAAGGAAACGCGCAUAGUAGAGGUGUGGCACGUGCAGAGUAAUCAGGUAGCCAUACUAUUGAUACUUGAGGAGCGAACCUCAGGAAAACAACUGGUGGUAUUGACGACCCACCUGAAGGCACGUCAGGGGGCACUGCUAUCCAGUCUUCGCAAUGAGCAAGGCAAGGACCUCCUGGCAUUCUUGAGUGAACACCGUCAGAUUCACCCCACCAUUGUAUGUGGAGAUUUUAAUGCCGAGCCAAGUGAGCCAGUAUAUGCUACCAUGAUCGAUGAAAGAACAGGACUGGCAUCAGCAUAUGCCCUGUUACACGGUGGGAAGGAACCGCCCUACUCAACUUGGAAAGUAAGAGGAGAACAGGACUGCUGCCAUAACAUAGAUUAUAUCUUUUACACACCACUAAGCCUCCAUGUAGAAGGGGGUCUUGAUGUUCCAACAGAAGAUGAUCUGGGACCAGGACGAGCCCCAAAUCUGGCUUAUCCAUCUGACCAUUUUUCUCUUGUCUGUGACUUCACCUUCCUGCCCAACCCAGAUGCCAGAACAGGUAACAGUUCAGUAGAAACGGGUAGUGAUAAACCACCAAUGCUUUGCCACACUGGUAAGAGUUCCUGACCACACAUAAUUUAAAAAUUUUGUUAUUUAUGUUCUUUAUAUUAGUAGUUUAACAAUAGAGUAUAAAUCUACUAGGUAGUCUCAGGCAGGUCUGUAUUGUUAGGUAGGUUUAUAGUGUUAGGAACAUGGAGUACAGGAUUAGGCAGUUGUGUGGUGUAACAAAAUAGUCAAUUUUAUUUUAAAAAAUGUACAUACUUUAUACAAAAUUAGUUGACAUUUAUUUCAUAUAUUUUGAAAAAUUAUAGUUUAUGCAGAGCAUUUUGAGUAUACUGAAACUAGAACUUAAAACUACUGUACUUGGCAUUACACAGAAGUAGUUAAGAUUAUUUGAUGUCAAGUUUAAUGUAAUUUUCUGAAUAUAAGAUUGUUAAUUGUAAUGCAUGAAAUCGUAUUGACACAAUUACAAACAAUCUAUACCACAGGCGGGGCUUGAACUUGUGGUUCAAGUGUCAGUCUGGAGUUUUACGACUCGCUAACCGUGAGUUCAAGCCCCGCCCGUGGUAUGAUUUAUUAUUAAUUGUAAUUAUUUUUUAAAGUAGCAAAAUUCUGCAUGGUAUAUUAAAACAGCAUUGUUAAUAUGGAAAGAGAAUAAUGCAAAACUGCAUUGAUCAUUUUAGUUAUAAUAAUGAUUGGAGGUUAGAAAUAUAGUGGUGACAAUAAGUGCACAAAUGUGAAUGCUGAUUGGACUCUAGUUAAGCAGACCGCAUUAUAUACAUUGAAUAUAUGUAUAUUUUCAGCUUUUAGAAGUAUCACAGAUUGAAAUUUUAGGCAGCACAUUCUGCCUUUAUUUAAAUUCCUUAACCUAAAUAUUAAUAUUCUACAUACUAUAUUCACUCCAUAUCUUCAAAACACUUCGUUGUAAUGCUAAUGCUGACCUAAAACGCUUCCUGGAAAAUUAACACAACACACAGGCAUCACACUUAAAACAAAGACUGAUUUUUUUUUUUUGUAUUCACCUGAACAGUAAACCCAUGAUUUAAGAUUCAUCAGGGGAUGGGAGGGAGAGUGGGUGACAGGCAAUGGAGAUUGUAGUUUAUGUAGAUGAGAUUGUUUUGCUGUGAUUAUAAGACAAAUCUCUAACCAGUAGAGUUUGUUUCCAAAUCGGCUGACCAAGUAGAUUGCAUCCAUAUUUCUGAAGUUUGUUAUACAGGAAUUUAUUGAAACUGUUUGGAAGCUCAGUGCAAAUAAAAUGGCCAAAGUUGUGGAAAAGUUUACCAACUGAAUUACAAACUUGUAACUGUGAAUUUGAAACAAACUAAAAAAAAUGUGUGCUUAAUGUAUUUCCCCAGAAACAAUUUUUAAUGUAACUCCUUAAAUUGCCAUUAUGCUUUUACUUCCAAGUUACAAAUUGCAUCAUGACUAAAUUAAAAAAAAAAAGUGCAUAUGUACAUUAUUAUUUGCUUUUUAAUGCUCUCAAGUUAAAUUUUGUCUUUCAUUUAAUGCUCAGUUUUGUAUUACAGUAAGGUAUUACAUUUUUAUGUGUGUACAUUAAUAUACGUAUAACCAAUUUUUUUUUUUAUACUGUUAGUGUUAGUCCUAGCUGAGACUGUCUGAAAUGCUGUGUAUAACUAAGCCUUUCUUUAUUAGAAAUAUAUACUUGUUAACUACUAUUGUAUUAUAAUAACUAAGCACUAAACCCAUCCUACUAUUGUAACUAAUGUAUUUUCAUGGGAAAAAGUUAUUUUUAACAUGUUUGGUAGGCAGGUGCGAAGUGUCAUGCAUGUAGUCUACCGACUGAACUCGCCUAGAAUCUGUAGCACCUCGUUCUGCCAUAGAUCAGUACCCAAGUUGAUUUAUGUCUGUUGCCUGUAAAACUGAUUCUUGCUGGGCUCGACCUGACCUUCACUGUGAUGAUGUAUCCUCUAGCCAGCACAACUUUCCUUAUGAAUAUGUCAUUACAGUAGCAUAUUAUAUUCAUAUUUUAUUAAUAGUGAAGUGCUAAACUCACAAGUCAUACAGCACCUUGAAAAUGAUAGGAGUGAGGAAGGGGUUUAAUGCAGCUUGAUUUGAGAAAAGUGAAGGGUUGCUCUAUUUGGACCAAGAACCCUUCAAUAGUAUCAAGGCACCCCUGGGUGAACAUUUCCUCUAGUACAGAUUAAACUGCUUGUAUUGAUCCACAAAUUAUUAAACAUUAACAUAUGCAUCAGGAAUCUCUUUAGUUUACAGAAUUUUUAUACAUCAUUAUGUACUAUAGUCUACAUUCUUUUAUAUUCUUUCCAAAGUAAUAGUUUGAUUUCUCUUGAGGUCUUCCUACAUGGUUACUUCUUUAUGGUUGAAUUUACAAUGAACAUUAGCCAAUUUUUCACACUACACUAAUUUAUUUAUUUAUAUUGGACAGUAUAUCAUGUAGUAAAUAUUUUGUAUGAUUAUAUUAACUUAGACUUAAUGUUUAGAGUCAGUGAUCAUGGACAACAUUGUAUAUAAUUUUUAUUUGUUUAAUUUUAAAUAUGAAUUUACAAAUGCUUUAGUCUUUAUCCAGCUACACAACAUCAUGUGGAUAUAUUGAACAGUGAACAGCAAGUCUGAACUCAGUACCAACCACUGAACUGUAUAUAAUGCACUGACAUGCUGUUGGUACAUGUCAGUGCAACAAGUUCUGUGAAAAUUACUAGGCUAGGAUGAGAAAGAAAUUUCUCUGAUUUUUAUCCAAAGAGUAAUAACCCAGGAUAACUAAACAAAAAGGCCAAGUGGUUCUCUUUCCUAGGUCUAAAAUAAUUAGUUUGUCCCAAAUUUUCAUUUGUAAAGUGUAACUGACAAAAUUUGAUAGUCCAUGCUGGUUAGGAGCAGAAACAAACAUAUUAAAUAUAGGAAGUACUGUAUAUAGUAAUGUCUUUUGUUACUGUGAAUUGUUUAAAUUGUGUGUUGUGAAUUUAGUUGAGAAUUAGAGCUGCUGUACUGCACAGUAAAUUUUGCAACAGUGAAAAGGCAAGUUCAAGGACACACAUUCAUUAGGUGGACUAUUUCUUAUUCCUUGGAUGGUACUGAGGAUGAUUAAUGCAUAAUAAAUUUAUCAGGUUUGUCUGUUAGUGAUGGUGAUUGUCUAAACAAAUAAGUUUAAAAAACUAACUUGAUCUAGCCAUAUUUAAACAAAAAACCUAACCUAAUUUAACUGUAUUUAGACAAAACUGAAAAGUAACUGUCUUCACUUUCAAAAUAAGCCUUUUUUUUUUUUGGACUUAACAUCUUUCAUAGAAGGGGGGAGGGGGGGCUAAAAUAAGGUGCAAAAACAUUUUUUGUGACAAAGUAUAUGCCUUGGCAUAAGACCUAGGUCAACUUACAACUGGUAAUAAUAAUACUUGGUGUGGAUGACAAUGCUCAUUCAAUGUUGUACAUAUGUAGCUCAGUGGUAGAGCAUUUGGUUCACGACUGAAAGGAUCAGAAUUCACAUCCCAGGCAGGACACACAUGGGCAAGUCUCCUAACACCUGUUACCCAUUUUUAUCUACCAGCAACUACCUAGUAGUUGGUUAGUGUCUUAAGGAAGGGGAUCUGAACCCUAAUGAAAAUAUUGGAAGUCACACUGCUUGGCCUUCUUGGGUUAUCCUGGGCCUCGGUUAUUAACCCUCCCAGGUUAAUACCCCAAAGAAAGUCCUCUCCAUGACUGAGAAUCAGCUCUUAGGAACAGAAGACUUUACACGCACGCACACACACAGUAGGACCCCAUUUAUAUGGCAGGGUAGGUUCCAGGCUACCACCAGAAAGCAGAAUGCCAUUGUUUUCCACUUACAAAUGCCAGCAAUAGAAAUAGGCAUUAAAAAACAAGAGUAAAAUACAUACACAGUACACUCAUUACUUACCUCAAAAUAUUUGUAGUCUUAAUGUAGGGUGAGAGGCGAGUAAACGAGAUAAAACAAAUAAAUGAGAGAGAGAACAAGUAAAUGAGAGAGGACAGAGCCACAGAUUAUGUAAAACAGAUGAACGUAUCUGGUUAUGGCUGAUACACGUUCAUUUCCAUGUCUGUGAAGCUUAUGUCAUAAUACAAACACCGUACAUUGUGUGCAAGUUGUCUCCACAUUGGUAAAGUAGAAUAAAUAAAGAGCAACACUCCUAUUCUUGUGUAACACCAUUUUUAGAAGGAAUAACACUAAGUGAAGGCAUACAAAAAGAAUAAUUUUCUACAGUUACCCCCGGUAAUACUAUUGUAUACAUUUCUUUGGUGUUGAACUAGAGAAAACAUUAUUCUUUCCGACACUUUGAUAAGACGACUGGAAAAACAUCUCAUAUUCAUCAAUUUAUUCUACUGUGGGUGUAUUUACCAUAUUUGUAUGUUAUGUAGCAUGUUUAUAAUAUAAUUUUGAAAAAAUAGAUGGAUUAAUCAAAAUGUCUAUAUUAAUGUAAUAUAUGACAUUUAAUGUGCCUCAGAAUGAUUAUUGUCUUAUUAUUAACAUGGCAUCUUCAAGACACUCUUAGUGAUUUUAAUGUGUACCUGCACACCAGCACACUGUGCAAGUUUAUUUAGGCACAGGUACACACAAGUAUAAUUAUCAGAGUAUGUAUAUAUAAAAUAUGAAAUAACAUUAAACACUUUGAUAUUUUGGAAAGUUUCCAGACAUAAUGGAGAGUUGUGCUCAGGGAGAAUGCAAACAAACCGUGUGGGGCGCAGUGACCAUAUCAGAAUGUCAGGUGGAGGGAGCCAUAUAGUGUGUUUCGGUCGUAAUUUGAAAUGCCCAUAUUAGCGGAACGCCGUAAAGUGGGGCCCUACUGUGUGUGUGUGUGAUAGUAUAUUUAUAUAUGAUUAAUUAUGACAGUUUGGCAUACUGGAAGGAUCAAUUAGGCAUUGGUAUGAUUAAUCUAGGUGUAUCUUGCAAGUAUAAUCUCCAUACUGGAUAGCAAUUUUAUUUUCCCCAGUGUUUUAAGAACUAGGAGAUUCCAUAUUGUUAAAUAUAUAGUUGAUUGCAGUGUGAGAGGACUUAUAAAAUACAAUAUACUCUACGCAUUUAAGCAGCUCUGUAUAGCCCUUGUGGCUUAGAGCUUCUUUUUUAUUAUAAUAAUAAUAAUUUAAGUGUUGUCAAGUAGUGCCGUGUUUAAAGAUUCUAUAUGUACUGCCUUUGUUGUCAAAAUAUAUCUUUUACUUACUGUUAAUUGUAUAAUAGUGAAUUCCACAGUCAUUUUAGUAUGUUCACCUAACAUAUUUUUAUAUAAAUAUAUUUUAAAUAAAUAUUUACAAAAGUUUUCAUUUUUACAACAUAUAAUUAAAAUAAUCUAAGUAAAUUUUGUAUGCAUGUGUGUAAUUUAAAUUCCGUAAUCGCUGGAGAACAUGUUUUUAAUUUGAUACGUUAAAAAGACCAAUAUUUGACGACUUGUUUGUUGGAUUUUGCUCACAUUUGACAUUAAACUGUUUCGUGUAGAUAAAAGAAAUACAUGAUUAUUAGACUCAAAACUGGGUCAGGCUAACCAUCAGACAGUCUUGAUAAAUUUAUUUUCUGAGAAGAAUUUAUGAGUUGUAUCAGAGUAGCAUAUAUCUUUGUAAACUAGACUUGUGGAGAUUAUAUAACCAUCGAGAAAACAGUUAAAGUACAUCAGUAAUGCCUCGUACAAAGCUAAGAAACUACGUAUAUGAUCCACAUGGGUUUACUGAAUUUUAGUUAAUAUAAAUAAUCUCCCUACUGUAAUGUAAAAAAGACUAUGAUUGGAGAUGGUUGACUAAAUUGUAGCUAAAACUUGAUCAGGUUAUAUACAUACAAUAGUCAAAUGCAUUAAACUGGUUAUUAAAUAUUAAGACAUUCAUUGACAUUAUAAUACUGUAAAUAAUGUUAAUCAUUAUUGUAGAGCUGGCAUAGAUUAUUUCAUUAAUGGGGAAGCACUAAACCUGUAUGGGUUAUACAGCAUCUAUAGAAUAGGUUAUAUUUGAUAAAAGGAAGGGAAAGGGCUCCAAUUCCUUGGAUCAAAAGCUAUCCACCAUCAAGACACCCUUCUUUGAACGGAAAAAGCUGGCACAGAAUCCUUUCCAUACCUAAUAAAAUAUAUCUGAAAAUAUUAGUGAAUCUACCCUCAUUUCACUGUUAUUCUUAUAUAAAAGGUACAAAUAUAAAAGAAUAUUGUACCAUAACCAAAAUACAGAAUUCACAGUGUUAUUGUAUUUUACAGAAAUUUUAACUUUUUUUUUUACAAGAAUUACUCGGAAUAUAAGCAGCCAUGAUCAAGUGAAGGAGACAACAUAAAAGUUGUGAAGCAAUAAAUACAUAUUCAAGAGUAUCAUAUCUCAGAGGUACUACACAUCAAUUUUAAGUUUGACUCAUUUCUGAUUAAUCUCCGAGUAUUUUUUUCCCAAGUCGGCCAUUUCCCACUACAGUAGUGAUCAAAAGAAAACAUUUGCCAUCACUCAUUCUUUAGUGAUCUUUCCCGGAGUUUAGGGAUACCACAAUUUAAAUAAUCCACUAAAUGGAGAGUAAAGAGCAAAUUAUAUUUGUAAGUGUGUGCAUUAAUAAUGUAAAUUUAAAUUAACAUUACUCUGUGUUAAAUUAUAUAUAUGUUGAAUUUUCUACCAAUAUAGGCAUAAAGAAAAAAAAAAAAAAAGUAGGUAAA
Messenger RNA from Cherax quadricarinatus, 8076 nucleotides. It is a transcript of the gene cu, whose product is annotated as NADP/NADPH phosphatase nocturnin. Lineage: Eukaryota; Metazoa; Arthropoda; Malacostraca; Decapoda; Parastacidae. Gene Ontology annotation, molecular function: 3'-5'-RNA exonuclease activity. The record is from RefSeq and is a predicted model, not a curated record.